Molecule: messenger RNA, 1455 nt
Organism: Magallana angulata
Lineage: Eukaryota; Metazoa; Mollusca; Bivalvia; Ostreida; Ostreidae
Exons: 1
Coding region: 1-1455 (484 amino acids)
Biological process (GO): positive regulation of DNA-templated transcription
Cellular component (GO): chromatin; nucleoplasm
Molecular function (GO): zinc ion binding; ubiquitin-protein transferase activity
Source: RefSeq, a predicted model, not a curated record
AUGGCGUUGUCCACGCCAGUAGUGUCCUUCACGGCCCAGCACUUUGUGGAGUGCGGCACUGAAGAAUGUGAGGGGAACUACCAGUUCUACUGCAAUUCUUGUGAACGUCCAAUGUGCAGUCUGUGCAGAGACAAACAUCUAAAGAGUUCUAAAACAGAUUACCACGAUGUCGUGUCUCACAAACAUCGCAAAAGGCAACAGCUUCCUGUAGAGAAAUGCAAGAUCCACCCAUCCAAGGAUCUGGACAUCCUGUAUGAGGAAUGCAAUGUCCCGUUAUGUUCCAAAUGUUCCACUAUGCCAAGUCAUCGCGGACAUACAUUUGUUGAUCUGGAGGAAAAGUAUGCUGAAAAUUGUCAUACGUGUCAAGAGACAAUCCUUGAAAUUUGUCAAUACUUCAUUCCAGAAUCACAAAAUUUACAAAAGGAAACGAAUGAUGACGUGCCAGAGGUAAAGUCAGUUUUGGAUAGGAUAAGAUCGUUAAUGAGGGCAGAGGCUACAGCCCUCAAAUUUAUGGUAGACAAAGUAACAUCAGAAAACAUUGAUCAUGUCAAUGAAAUAGAAGAGUCUUUAACAGAAAUUUUGAGAAGCCAAAUCGGGAUAUAUUCCGAUUACAUUUCAUAUCUGAACAAACUUAUCAAAGAGUUUCAAGGCUUCUUGUCAAUGUCUGAAUAUGAAAACAAUCCGCUGAUUUUCUCCAUUUCGGAAGCGCUAAAAAUUAAACCCAUUCCAGGUACAUGUACACCAAAACCAGUCUUGCCAAAGUUUACUGCUGGUCAAUACACCAAGGAUGACAUUGUCAAACUACUUGGAAGAAUAUAUGUCCCAAACAUUGAACCGGAGAGUAGAAAAAUACAUCCCAUUGAAACUCUCGGCAGACAGUGGAAGCCCACAGAGAGACAGGACAGAAAGACAUCUGAAGUAAAACAAACACCGCUGUCUUCUGUCAAAAAGGUCGGGGAAUUCAUUAUACCCGGUGUUCGGGUAGCAUUUCACGUAUCACCGGAUAAAUCAGGCAGACUCUGGGUCAGUGACUUGAGUGAAAAUCUUGUUCAAACCGAUGCAAUGGGGAAUCAGAUACAGAAGAUUCAAACCAGUGGCGGAUUUGGCUAUCAUUCAGUCACACAGGAAGGGAAUCUGAUUUAUGCAGACAGAUACAACCAAGUCAUUAAUACAGUAACGCUAGCUUUUGAAAUCGUCGAGUUCAUCAAAACAGGAAAAUGGACGCCUCUCAGCAUACACUCUUCCAACAUCAACGGGGACAUACUGGUGGGGCUGAGAAAGGAUGGAAAGGCAAAAGUCACCAGGUAUAACAAGGCAGGAGAAGAAAUAAAGAUCAUAGAGAGAAGCGAGGAAGGACAGAAACUGUACGAUUUCCCAUACUACAUCACAGAAAACAUCACUGGUGACAUCUGUACAUCUGGGACAGUUGGGACACGCAGUAGUGGUGGUGACUAA